GACACGGGCAGUAAAGGCGAUCUGAAAGGGGGCUGCUGUCACUCUCCAGCGAGAGAGGCGCCUGUCUGCUCCGAGCAGCUCCUGCUGUCCAUGCAGCACCAGCAGCAGCACCGCACGCCUUCUGCACUGGUUACGGCGCUCGGUUUGCGUAACCGUUAAGGGUUUUUUUUUUUUUUGUUAUUAUACUACUCGGACGGUCAUUAUUCAUCGUUUUUUUUUUGCCUUUGUGGGUUACAAAGAACCCCGCAACACGGUCCUGAUGCCGAGGGAUGGAUAACUCGUCUGUCAAAGGUGGAAAGAUGGUCGAGAAUGGUGCAGAUCUGGAACUGGGUAGUACUGCUGGAGCUGGAGGCUGUGGCGGUGGGACCGCGAUGGCCGCUUUGCAGCAGUGUGAAGUCAUCCAAAAUAUGAUCGACAUCUCUCUCUUGAACCUGCAAGGGCUCCGGACCAAAUGUGCAGCUUCCAACGACCUGACUCGACACGAGAUCCGCACUUUAGAGGUGAAGCUGGUGAAGUACAUCGGCAAGCAGCUGCAGUGUAAACACAAAGUGCCCGUGAGCAAUCGGUCAACGGCCCUGGACAGCUUCCCGAGACUGAGCGACUGGCUGAAAACCGUUAACCUGAGGAGAGAGGUCACCCAGGCAGUUUCAGGGGAGCUCUCCUUCGAUGCUCUGCUGCAGAUGUCCAGUUUGCAGGUCAGUGACGCCAUGAGGCGAUUCGGCUCCAGCUCUGAGGAGUGCUCCCGGCUCAACGCUGCCCUCUCUUGUCUGCAGAACGCAUGUAAAUCAGGAGAAGAGCUGCGAGAACACUCCUGCCAGUGGAGCUCUUCAGAAACGCAGAGACGAGAGAGCAGCGGGACCCCCCCGGAGCAGCUGUCCUGUCUGGGGGGGCCUGUCCGACCGCACAGCCCCUCCCCUCUCGCUCGCACCCCAUGCAGCCAGCCCCGUUCAAUCUCCGUGUCUGCCAUCCCCACCUCGGACUGCCCGGCGCCCACGCACCCGGGGGUGUACCUCUACAUGGACCCCUUCUCCCCCUGCACGCCCCCCCUCACCCCCCCCUGCAAGAGGAAGAGCAAGCUGAAGCCCCCGCGCACGCCGCCACCCCCCUCUCGCAAGGUGCUGCACCUGCUGCCCAGCUUCUCCACCCUGACCCGGAGCAAGUCCCACGAGUCCCAGCUGGGGAACCGCAUCGAGGAGCUGCCCCAGAACAAGAGUUGUAAGAACAAGCUGCUCCUUGGUGUGCAGAUCAACGGGGGAGGUGCCUGUGAGGACCCUCCUGCCCGCUCUCCUGUGAUCUCCUUGAGAGCGCAGUGCCACCCCGCCCCCUCUCCCGCUCCCACGGCCGGCACCCCCACACUCCUCGACGAGUACAGUGCACAGAAGAAUAACAUCCAGCGUGGGUCCCCACAAACAGCGAGACGGGAUAUCGGGUUAGCAGUCACGCACAGGUUCUCUACCAAGUCAUGGUUAUCUCAGACAUGCCAGGUGUGUCAGAAGAACAUGAUGUUCGGGGUGAAAUGUAAACACUGCAGAUUAAAAUGCCAUAACAAAUGUACAAAAGAAGCUCCUUCCUGCAGAAUAUCGUUUCUUCCAAUCGAAAAAAUCCGAAGAACGGAAUCGGUGCCUUCGGAUAUCAAUAACCCGGUGGACAGGCCCGCGGAGGCACCUCAGUUUGGGACGCUUCCGAAGGCGCUGACGAAGAAGGAUCAUCCUCCAGCAGUAACCCAGCUGGACUCCAGCAGUAACCCGUCAUCGACCACUUCCUCCACCCCCUCCUCUCCAGCCCCCUUCCAGCAGUCCAACCCCAACAGCGCCACCCCGCCCCCCAACCCCUCGCCCAAGGGUCACCGCGACAGCCGCUUCAACUUCCCCGCUGCCUGCUACUUUCAUCACAGACAACAGUUUAUCUUCCCAGAUGUGCCCAGUUCACCUCUGCCAGUGAUCAUGCAACCUGUAAAUCCAGAAGACACUGUUGUGGUUCAGCCAUCAGAGACUGAAAUGGAGGAGCAGGAAGUGGGGAACGACUCGGAGGAGCUGGAGGAGGGCGAGUCGGAGGAGACGAAAGGGGAGUCGGAGGGGGAGUAUGAAGCAGACGAGCUUGACGACCUCCCCAGCUCCCGGGGCCACUGGAAGGGGCCGAUCUCGCGCAAGGCCAGCCAGACCAGUGUCUACCUUCAGGAGUGGGACAUCCCCUUCGAGCAGCUGGAGCUGGGGGAGCUGAUCGGCAAGGGCCGCUGGGGCAAGGUGCACAAGGGCCGCUGGCACGGGGAGGUGGCAAUCCGGCUGCUGGAGAUCGACGGCAACAACCAGGACCAUCUGAAGCUCUUCAAGAAGGAGGUGAUGAACUACCGGCAGACGCGCCACGAGAACGUGGUGCUGUUCAUGGGAGCCUGCAUGCACCCACCACACCUCGCCAUCAUCACCAGCUUCUGUAAAGGACGGACGCUUUACUCUGUUGUGAGAGAUGCCAAGAACACCCUUGAUAUCAACAAGAUCCGCCAGAUAUCUCAGGAGAUAGUGCAGGGGAUGGGCUACCUGCAUGCGAAGGGCAUCGUCCACAAGGAUCUCAAGUCCAAGAAUGUGUUCUACGACACAAACAAAGUGAUCAUCACGGAUUUCGGACUCUUUGGAAUAUCUGGAGUUGUACAAGAAGGAAGGAGGGAGAACGAGCUGAAGCUGCCUCACGGCUGGAUCUGCUACCUGGCCCCGGAGAUCGUGCGUCAGAUGGCUCCAGCGAAGGACGAGGACAGGCUUCCCUUUUCCAAAGCGGCUGACGUUUAUGCGUUUGGGACGAUUUGGUACGAGCUGCAGGCCCGUGAUUGGCCCAUCAAGAACCAGCCGGCCGAGUCCACGAUAUGGCAGGUGGGCAGCGGAGCGGUCAUCAAGCAGGUCCUGGCACAGGUCAGCCUGGGCAAGGAGGUGACGGAGAUCUUGUCGGCGUGCUGGUCCUACGAGCCUCCUGAUCGACCCACCUUCACCCAGCUCACAGAUCUGCUGGAGAAACUGCCAAAACUCAACAGGAGGCUGUCCCACCCCGGCCACUUCUGGAAGUCUGCAGAGUUGUAGCUGUUGGAGCAAUAACCGCGGUUGCCUUGCAUGCUUCCAAACAAAGUGUGUUCCUCCUAAAACUACAACAAGUCAACUGCUGCUGCUGCUGCUGCUGCUUCCAUUAACAAAGCAAAAAAUCAACCCAUCUUCCAGCCGGAACUGUCGGACAUGACAACGAAUCGGCCAGCUUGAUUAACCCCUUCCCGACUUCCUGCCCUGCUACAUGCCUUGCCCUGGCUCUGAUCUAUCUGCAGAAAGCGUUCUCCUGUAAACCAGUGUAAGGGUAGCACUGGUAGCAGAAGCAGGAGCGGUGACACGGGACCGGUUUCUUUUGUUACAGCAGCGCUGCUUCUUUGCUAUAAACUCCUGCAAAGUAAUCUGUUCGUGUGAAUUGAGUUUCGCAGUACUGCUGAUGGAACUAACGCCACGGAGAGCUUUACAUGACAGCCCAUUGAUUUGAAGAUGAACGGAGGGAGAUUUUGAUGCUGUGUCUAAAGCGAUGUGCACUGCCGGGCCCAGUUUCAUUUCGGAGAGCACAGUUUAUCUAAAAAUCCUGUUCAUAUUCAUUUUUAAUACAGGGUCUCUGGGCUGUCCUUAACUCUUUCAGUGUGAAAUCACGUUGGACCCUCACGGGACUCCUAGGGCCCAGUCUGAGGCCGUGUAGAAAUAUAUUACAUGACUUUUUUUUUGUCCUGUUCUCGUGUAUGCUCAAUAAAGGAGCUCCUUCAGAAUCCAGGACUGAAAGGGUUAACACGUCUGCUCCCUGUUUAAUUCCCCCUGUCCCUGUUUCCACAGAUCCAGACAUUGAAAGAUAGCUCUUGCACUAGUGCAGCUUGGUCUACAUUCGGCUAUAAACCUUACAUUCAAUCCCAUUCAAAAAAUGAUUUUUUAAAAAUAUCCCAACUUGUUUACUAGUUGUAAAAGCUCUUCUAUAAACAAAGCAAAAAAAAAACCAAGGAGCAAGGUAGCAAGGAAUAUUUUUUAAAUUUGACUUAAGAUUUUAGUGUUUUUAUUUAAUUCCCCCACCCCAGCACAAACGGUAGCAAGGUUGUCUUCCGGUGAAAACGCUUGGCUUGGGAGUCCUGCUUGCGGAUUGAUUUACAUUGUGAAAGCCCCGGUGUGCAAGGACAGAACGUGCAGGAUGUGAAAUAUUAUUGCCGAGCUCAACUAGGGAGUCUAAAGGUCGCGAGUGUGUGUUUGGAGGGUGAGGCAGUACGUGUCGCUUUGCUUAAAAAGAUUCAUUAGAAUAAGAAGCUCCUGCUUGAAUAGACUGUAGCUGUGCUUUAUUGAGUCAGGGCUCUUCCCCCUGCCAGUGCAUGUUAGAAUGCUGUCUAGCACAAACCACUCUGUCUCGCCAGUGCCCUCCCAUGCCCUCCCUGCAGCGACUAGCGGGCCAGAUUAACAAGAAGUGCAGGAGCGCGUGCUACUUUGGAGCUACCCAGGGGCACUGAGGAUUCCCCAGCUGUUCCUUCUAGCUGUGCGUUCGAAUGUGACAUUAUGGUAGUUGCUGUUGCAACAGAAAACGACAAGAGAUUUUUUAUUUUUUUUAAACCCGUUUGGUUUAAGUCUUAAAACAUGUAUCAUGAAUGUGUAUUUUAUUUUCUAUUUUUUACAUAGCUAGGUUGUAGCAUAUUUUUUUUGGUACUGAUAAAAGUUCUGAAAGACUACUGAACUCAGCUUGCUGUGUUUUCAUUUUUUUAA
This is a messenger RNA of Polyodon spathula (Mississippi paddlefish), 4748 nucleotides long. RefSeq names its product kinase suppressor of Ras 1-like. The transcript has 20 exons. Gene Ontology annotation, biological process: protein phosphorylation. The record is from RefSeq and is a predicted model, not a curated record. Gene Ontology annotation, molecular function: protein kinase activity; ATP binding. The coding region runs from base 270 to 3065 and encodes 931 amino acids. NCBI's taxonomy places the organism in Eukaryota, Metazoa, Chordata, Actinopteri, Acipenseriformes, Polyodontidae.